AUGACUGACGCACCAGAUCUUUCUACUACAUUUGAAGGUAAAAUUGACCUCGGAAUAAUUGGUGGAACGGGUCUCUACCACUUAGACUGCUUGGAACCUAUUGCUGUUCUGCCCGCAAUGCGCACGCCUUGGGGGGAGACCUCCUCUCCAAUUACCGUUUCAAGGGUAGUUGGGGACUCUUCAGAGCAUUUCCAUGUCGCUUUCAUUGCCAGACAUGGACUGCAUCACGAAUACCCCCCAACCAGGGUGCCUUUCAGGGCCAAUAUGGCAGCUUUGAAGCACUUAGAGUGUAAAGCGGUCCUGUCAUUUAGUGCAGUUGGGUCUUUGCAGCAACAUAUUAAACCACGGGACUUUGUGCUCCCUCAGCAGGUUAUUGACAGAACAAAAGGAAUUAGGGAAUCCUCAUAUUUUAAUGAUGUCGGGUUGGUAGGCCAUGUCGGAUUCGGGAAACCAUUUUCACGCUCCUUCGCUGAGUAUGUUCACCAGUUUGCGCAUUUAUUGGAGAAUCCAUCCUCUUCUGAGCCUUGUUUGCUACACUUCAAUGACGAGUUGACGGUCGUUUGUAUGGAAGGACCUCAGUUUUCCACCAGAGCAGAAUCCAAGAUGUAUAGAAUGAUAGGCGGUGACGUUAUCAACAUGAGCGUCUUGCCAGAGGCAAAGCUGGCACGAGAAUGCGAAAUACCCUACCAAAUGAUCUGCAUGUCUACGGACUAUGAUGCGUGGAGGGAUGAAGAGGAACCAGUUACAGUGGAAACAGUCAUCGGAAAUUUGCAAAACAAUGGCCGUAAUGCAAAUGUUUUGGCCUCAAAAAUAAUCACUGAAAUGUCAAACGAAAUGCCUGAUUUUAUGUUGAGUGGUGAUGGUCUAAAAGGUUCAGUGAAGAUGAGCAUCUCGACCAGGCCAGAAGCCUUUUCAAAAGAUACUCUGGAACAUUUGAAGUUCUUAUUCCCCGAUUAUUGGUAA
Lachancea fermentati is the source of this 963-nucleotide messenger RNA. NCBI's taxonomy places the organism in Eukaryota, Fungi, Ascomycota, Saccharomycetes, Saccharomycetales, Saccharomycetaceae. The record is from the annotation of a GenBank genome assembly.